Molecule: messenger RNA, 3705 nt
Organism: Cucurbita moschata (crookneck pumpkin)
Lineage: Eukaryota; Viridiplantae; Streptophyta; Magnoliopsida; Cucurbitales; Cucurbitaceae
Exons: 1
Coding region: 311-3496 (1061 amino acids)
Cellular component (GO): intracellular membrane-bounded organelle
Source: RefSeq, a predicted model, not a curated record
UCGGCGUAGACUUCAGCUCCAAGAUCCAUACUUCAGUCAAGCCCGUCUCUCUCUGUCUCUCACACAGCCCGAUCGCUUGCUUCCGCCAUGGUUUUCCCAUCUUUUUAGUGCAGAAGAUCAAAUUUUCCUCUGUAGAACAGAGACAGGGGAUCGAUCCCGACAGACACCGAGGUUAGUAAUCCUUGUCUCAAUCUUGCUGGGUUUUCAUGGUUCGAGCAACAUUUGCGAGCUUAUAGCUGAGAAUCUUUUGAAGAACGAUCUGGGUUUUCAUUUUUGUGCUUGAUGAAGACUGGAAUUAGUAUUUAAAGCCAUGAAAAAUCUUGUGUCUCUGUUUUUCUUUGUUCUUGCGCUGCAACUGUUUGAAGAAAUGCGCUUUUCGUUUGGUCAAUCAGAUGCCCUAGGAUUUGCGGUUGUUGAAUCUGAAACUAAAGAUGAAAUUCCUAAUGAAACUUAUAAUUAUGAAAGGCAUGAUGAGGUGGAGAAACAAUGCAAAUUUGUUCUGUCAGCUGCAGCUGAAAUCAGCUCGGAUACUACUAGGUUUACUAGAAUGAAGGAACAGCUUCAGUUUAUAAAUGGAGAUUGGUGGCAAGAUGAGGGAAAGUAUCCUAUAAUGCCUUAUGAAAAUCUAACUCUUUCAGAAAUGAACUUUAUAAAUGUUGAGAGCCCUUUGAAAUUGAUAUCCUUUUGGGUUACUGAUAUUGAUCCUGCCCAUCAAACUAAGAAGUCUGUUAGUGUUAGUGGGUUAGUGUCAAUGGGCAUAGCUUUGGAUCGUGCUUUUGACCAAAGGUCAUAUGGACAUCCUCAUUUUCAGUUUUGGCCUGGCUAUUCUGAGCUCACACUGCCUUUUCAAGGAAUCUAUACUGAAUCCAAGAAGAAUGGUGGGGAAAGAGUGCUGUGUUUGUUGGGUAGUGGGAUGCUACCUUCUCGUGAUCAAGAGUCCGAUAAUCCGUGGAGUUGGGUCAAGGAUUCAAAUGGGAAUCCUCACCAGAUGCCACUUCUUCAAGACGAUCAAAUUCUACUUGUUUUGCGAUAUCCGAUGAGGUAUACGUUGACAAGUAGAGUAAUCCUAGGUGAAAUGAGAAGUUUGAACCCCAAGUCGAACUCUAAGUACUUCGACGACGUUCACAUUUUGUCUCAACUCGGUGAUGUGAACUAUGAUUUCGCAGCUGAGAAAGUUGUCAAAAAAGCGUGUUCUCCGUACCCUUAUAAUGAUGACUUUUUGAAGAAGAACAUUAGUACGUAUCGAGGUUCUUUUUGCAGGGUUUUGCAAGAAAUGACAAGGGGUCAAGCUUUCACAAUCCUCCCAAACUGGAGAUGCAACUCUACAGAUGAAUUUUGUAGGAAACUUGGUCCGUUUCUAUCAGAUAAAGAGAUCAAUGGUACCGACGGAGGUUUCAAAGAUGUGAGCCUUUAUAUGCAGGACGUGAAAUGCAAGCUGUGGGGCUCUAGCCAUAAUGACAUAUCUGCUAGCGUUUCUGCUGUCUUUCGAGCUGUUUCGCCAUCGGAGAAUAUCUACACUGCUUGGAGAAGAACUGCACUUAAUAACAUGACAAUGGUGUCUGAGGGAAUGUGGAAGUCUUCCAGUGGGCAGCUUUGCAUGGUUGGUUGUGUUGGGCUUGUUAAUAUCGAUAAGAGCUCCUGUGACUCUAGGAUCUGCCUGUAUCUUCCGACCUCGUUUACUUUAAAACAACGAAGCAUUCUUGUCGGUUCAAUUUCGAGCACGAAUGAUAACCCAACGUACUACCCUUUGUCAUUUGAAAAGUUAUUAAGGCCUACAGAGUUGUGGAGUUAUUUUAGGGAGUCCCAUCCAUUUUACAGUUACACAAAGAUUGCUUCAGCUGGUGUCGUGCUCGAGAAAAACGAGCCUUUCAGUUUUCGGGCUGUCGUAAAGAAGUCAUUGCUGCAUUAUCCCAAACUGGAAGACACCGAAACGUUAGAACUCAGUGAGUCUCUUCUCUUAGAAGAUCUCACCCUUCAUGUCCUUGCAGUUCCCAUUCCAGCUCUUGGUUCUCAAGCUUCGAAAACGGAUGUUCAGAUGGAUAUUAUCUCUGUUGGUUCCUUUUUCGGACGGGAUUGGUCGAGGUUAAAUGGAUCCAUCUCGGACAUGGAAACUCCUUAUCAUGUUAAGCCUGAAUACACUGAAAAGCAGCUGCUUGUGAAUGUAUCUGCACUACUCUCACUCUCAGGACAGACAUAUAGCAACUUUUCUGAGCUUUUCGUGGAGGGUAUUUACGAUCCACAUGUUGGACACAUGUAUCUAGUUGGUUGCAGAGACGUUCGUGCAUCGUGGAACGUAUUGCUCGAGAGCAUGGAUCUUGAAGAUGGCUUGGAUUGUCUAAUUGAAGUAGUUGUGUCUUAUCCUCCCACUACAGCUCAGUGGUUAAUCAAUCCAACUGCACAGGUCUCCAUUUCCAGCCAACGGACAGAAGACGACCCUUUCUAUUUCAGCUCAAUAAAACUCGAGACAAUGCCGAUCAUGUAUAGAAGGCAACGACAAGAUAUCCUUUCUCGUAAGAGUGUCGAGGGUAUACUCCGAAUAUUGACACUUUCACUAGCGAUUGCUUGCAUAACGAGUCAGAUAUUUUAUAUAAAUCAUAAUCUCGAGUCUGUUCCAUUCAUAUCUCUUGUUACACUGGGAGUUCAAGCCCUUGGUUAUACUCUUCCACUGGUCACUGGUGCUGAAGCUCUCUUCAAACGACGCAGUUCCGAAUCAUAUGAGGAGUCGUAUAAUCUCGAAAAUAAUCUUUGGUUUGUCGUGAUGGAUUACGUCGUCAAGCUUCAAGUUGUAGCCUCACUUCUAUUGACGUUGAGACUUUGCCAGAAGGUUUGGAAAUCUCGAAUCAAGUUACUACGACAAGCUCCUCUCGAACCACACCGCGUCCCCAGUGAUAAAUGGGUGCUUAUUACUACCUUUGUUAUACAUCUUGUCGGGUAUGUAGCCGUUGUCGUGGUUCAUGCUUCAAGGACAACAAAAACCCGGGUCGAGAGUUUCUUGAUAUCUAACAGAGCUUCAAGUUCCCACAUGAUGCAGGGAUGGGAAAGGGACUUACAAGAGUAUGUGGGUCUUGUUCAAGAUUUUUGCUUACUCCCUCAAAUCAUUGGCAAUUUCUUAUGGCAAAUUGAUUGCAAACCUCUUAGGAAGUGUUAUUUCAUUGGAAUCACUCUGGUUAGGCUUCUUCCACACAUUUAUGACUUAAUUAGAGCUCCUUCUGUAAAUCCUUACUUUGUUCAAGAGUAUGAGUUUGUGAACCCAAGCAUGGACUUCUACUCUAGAUUUGGAGAUGUUGCCAUUCCUUUGAUCGCAUUGAUCCUUGCGGUCCUCGUCUACGUUCAGCAACGAUGGAGCUAUGAGAAACUAAGCAACGGUCUCGUGGUCGGACGGAUUAGGCUUCUUCCAAGCGCUUCUAGAAUGUAUCAGAGGUUGCCUUCCAAGUCAUAUGAAGCUGAGCUUGCUUCUGCUGAAAAUGGUAACGCCGAACGGGAAGACGUAGAAUGAUACCGAACGAUUUACAGAACAUGGUGACAUCGAGGUUGUUAUAACAGGAAAUGUUGGUUUUUUUUUUUCUUUUACAUAGUAGGUGUUGUUUUACUACAUGGUCUCUGCUUGGUUACUGUUUAUGGAUGUUUCUGCGUCAAAUAGAAUACUCAGAAGCCUCAUUUGAGGAUACCCUGAAAUAAAGUUUUGAGAAGAUCUUAUGAGGAUUA